AUGGAUGAACUGUUGCACGCGAUCUUCACGCGUUACGGCAAAUGCUACAUGUUCAACUCGGGCCAGGACGGGAAGCCGCCCCUGGUGACCUUGAAGGGGGGGAUGGGCAACGGGCUGGAGCUCAUGCUGGACAUCCAACAGGACGAGUACCUGCCAGUGUGGGGCGAGACCGAUGAAACUUCAUUUGAAGCUGGGAUCAAGGUUCAGAUCCACACUCAGGACGAGCCCCCCUUCAUCGAUCAGCUGGGGUUCGGAGUGGCCCCGGGCUUUCAGACAUUUGUGUCGUGUCAGGAGCAAAGGCUGACGUAUCUGCCUCCUCCGUGGGGAGACUGUAAGUCCUCUGCCAUGGACUCGGACUUCUUCAGCACCUACAGCAUCACGGCCUGCCGCAUCGACUGUGAAACGCGCUACCUGGUGGAGAACUGCAACUGCCGCAUGGUGCACAUGCCUGGAGAUGCUCCAUAUUGCACCCCUGAGCAGUACAAGGAGUGUGCUGAUCCUGCUCUUGACUUCCUGGUGGAGCGGGACAAUGAUUACUGCGUCUGCGAGACUCCGUGCAACUUGACGCGAUACGGCAAAGAGAUGUCCUUCGUCAAGAUCCCCAGCAAAGCCUCCGCAAAGUACCUGGCCAAGAAGUUCAACAAGACGGAGCAGUACAUAUCUGAAAACCUCUUGGUGUUGGACAUCUUCUUUGAAGCUCUAAACUAUGAGACUAUUGAGCAGAAGAAAGCCUAUGAGCUGGCAGGACUCCUGGGUGAUAUUGGGGGUCAGAUGGGUCUCUUCAUUGGAGCAAGUAUCCUGACCAUCCUUGAACUCUUUGACUAUCUUUAUGAGGUGAUUAAGUACAAGCUGUGCAGGUGUAUGAAGAAGAAACACAAGAGCCGCAACAGUAACGACCGAGGAGCUGUGCUGAGCCUGGACGACGUCAAGCGCCAUGCUCCGUGCGAGAACAUGCGCCCGCCGUCGUCGUACGCGGGCAACAUGCUACCUCACCACCCGGCGCAGGCCAACUUUGAAGACUUCACUUGCUGA
Messenger RNA from Knipowitschia caucasica, 1032 nucleotides. The record is from the annotation of a GenBank genome assembly. Lineage: Eukaryota; Metazoa; Chordata; Actinopteri; Gobiiformes; Gobiidae.